AUGAAGGAGAAACCCAAACUGCGCGUUUUGAACAAGGUGCCGGACCUAGUGAAAGCGGUGAAAAUGCCCAAGAACCUACGAGACAUUCGCGGCCCUGCGACCGAGGGGCGGGACUUCCGGGAAGGAGAAUUCGGGAUCUUGGCUCUGGGAGGCGGCUACUUACACUGGGGCCACUUCGAAAUGAUGCGUUUGACCCUAAACCGCAAGUUCAAUGCUCGCACCACCUUCAGCCUGUGGAUGGUGGAAGCACCCAACAAGCCCAUUACUCGCAAAGGACUCGGCCACCGUAUGGGUGGGGGAAAGGCGCCGUGGACCAUUACGUCACCCCAAUCAAAGCCGACCAGCUUGUCGUGGAAGUGGGGGGUCAAUGCGAGUUUGAAGAUGUCUUUCCGGUCCUGGAACAAGUGGCCAAGAAGCUUCCUUUCGCAGCAAAGGCCGUUAGUCGGGAGAGCCUAA
This is a messenger RNA of Staurois parvus, 456 nucleotides long. The record is from the annotation of a GenBank genome assembly. NCBI's taxonomy places the organism in Eukaryota, Metazoa, Chordata, Amphibia, Anura, Ranidae.